Molecule: messenger RNA, 3228 nt
Organism: Trypanosoma rangeli
Lineage: Eukaryota; Euglenozoa; Kinetoplastea; Trypanosomatida; Trypanosomatidae
Exons: 1
Coding region: 1-3228 (1075 amino acids)
Biological process (GO): endosomal vesicle fusion; protein targeting to vacuole
Cellular component (GO): late endosome; HOPS complex
Molecular function (GO): protein binding
Source: RefSeq, a predicted model, not a curated record
AUGGAAUCGGAGAAUGAGGACCUCGACUCACUGGUCUUUGCACAAGUGGGGAUGAUGACUGCACGGGUGACGGCAAUGCCCGCACCCAGCAGCGACGAGGAGCUCGACGCAUUAAUUCACGAGGCACUCACAGGAGUGACGAUAGCCCCGGGAAAUGGGGAGAUGAGGGCCGCCAGUGCCACAACUUCACCCCAGCAGCAACAGCGUGUCCCACAGAAUCAAGUUUUGUCCGCCACGGUAUCGCCAGGGGUGGGAGUGAGAAAAACGGUGGGAAAGUCAGCACCGCAUCGUCCCAUAGUGAGGACCGAGCCUGCGUCGUCAUCGGACAGCAGCAACGCUGACAGUGAGGCCAUGUUGCAAGCUGUUUUGGAAGGCUGUGGGUUACCAGCUCCAAAUAGCCUUACGAUGCCACUGCCACAGCGGCACCAAGCAACAGCUGCCCUGGAGAGCCAGAUUCCGGCCAAGGAAGAAGCAGAAGAUGAGGACGAAACUAUUUUGAUGGGGACUCUCUUGCAUCUCGCCUGCCCUCCGUCAGAAUUGGUCUCCGAGAUUCAGCGUCAAGGCGAUGAGGCCGAGCCGCAGGAUACGCCAAGCAAAAUGUCAGCAGCACAAACAACAACAACAACAGUGUUGCCCGCAUCAAACUCUGUCAUUUAUGACAAUAGCGACACUAGGAGUGGCACCACGACAGCAUUGGCUGUGGCCAAUGGAGAUGGUAGAACCCCCCAAGCCGCGUCUGAAAAUGAAAACCGUACCCAAUUUCUUCUGUGUUCUCCUGCCUCUCAAAGAAUUGGAGAAGGUCCUGUCCCCAGUAAGCCUUCCCUCGAGGCACCAGACAUGGAAGACGAGAAGCAAAUUCUUACUGCCAUAUUAAAUGCGGUUCAAGAUCGUCAGUCAAGUGUGAGUGGAGAAUUAGUGUACGGAGAUGAUGACCACAAUGUGGAUGCCGUGUUGCAGCAGGCUGAGCAGAUUGCGGUGUCGUCACUUCGUGAGGAGCAAGGUCGUGUGAACCGUAUUUUGCACUUGCAUGAGCACAUUGAAAUGCGUGAGGAAUUACGAAAAGCUCGAGGAUCCGUGGGGUGGCCUUCCUGCCUCUCUGCACCAACCACCCCCGUGAUGAUUGGAGUGGAUCCCUCAAACGGUUCUGUACCGGCGCUGCCCUCAUCCGCAGUAAAGCGCCCCAUUCUAUGCAUUGGUACAACCCUUGGUAUUCUGCUACUUUUUGACGCAAAGAAGAAACUCUGCGGCAUGUGUGGCUCCGUUGCAGAUUCCUCAGUGGAAAUGCAGGGUGCUGUUGUUUCACUUUCUAUGUCCUUUGAUGCAUCCACAGUGUUGUCCGGACAUGAGCGCGGGGCGCUGGUGCUCUGGGACACGGAUACCCUUAGCCCACUCCGUAAAAUUUUAGACGAGUUUACCACACCCAUCACUCAGCUGCGGCACUGUUACAUGGACCCCUUUAAGGUUAUUUUACUCAGCAGCUGUGGACGCGUGAAACUGCUAUCCUUUACUCGCAUCCUAUCCAAAACUAUGUAUCGCAUGACACAUAUUGCUGCCUCCGUCCAUGAAGCACCAUUCAACGAUAUGGAUAUUGCAUUUAUGAAAGAGGAGAGACUGUAUUUGGUGGCGGCUGUUUCCGCCGAUGCAUUACUCGUUUCUGCGCUGGAAUGCGGUCUAACGAGCGUCGCAACGCCCUUCAACCGACGGUCGCAACCCUCUACCUCAUCCUUGUCGCUGCAAUUAGUGCAUUUUCUUUCAAAUUCAGUGGAAAAUGGGGUUCUUCUGUGUGUUGCCUGGGGUGUGGAUUUUGAAAUAUUUAGCGUCGCAGUUGGAGGUAAAUUGACAAACCUACAUCGCCUAACAGGUGUACGCCUUGAGAAGCCGUUACAUGCCAUGAGCCCUAUUGCGGACGGUUGCUUGCUUCUGCUUGAUCAGAAGGAUGUACUACACCUACUGGAUGCAGGUGUCGGCGUCAUUGUGGAGACUCGAGUUCUGCACGGUGUUGAACCAGUUGUGUUCUCUACUCGAAGUUGUGGAACGCGGCACAAUGCUGCUCUUACGUUCAUGGGUAAUGAGGCCAUUUUAUUAGGUCGACGUCGUAUCUUUACAUGUACUCUUCUAUCGUGGCAAGCCCGUCUGGAUGCGCUGGUGGAGAAGCGGUGCUUUCUUGAAGCUUUGGAGCUUGCAAAGGCAUUUGCCCUUGAGGUUGCACUGGCCGUUGUAGGCCUUCAUGGGGACUCUGCCACGCGCCGCGCAAGUAUUCACUCUUACAUAUUUCGUCUUGUUACGUCCUACCUGAUAGAUAUCACAAGCAGGGAUGCUUCGCAAGAAGCCAUCAGGGAUUGCAUCACAUCUAUCAUUCAGUUUUGUUCGGAGAUUGAUGCCAUGGAUGUGUUUUUUGGCCCCGCCAUGGAUUUCCUUCGGCGUGACGCUGCGAAUUACUCUCUUGCCUUGUAUUGCCUUGAGAAAUGCAUCCUCUCCGGUGUCGUGACUGUGCUUCCGGAUGUGUACAUUCAACCUUUUCUUGACCUUUUCGCCAAUGAAACGUCGUCAACGAUGAGGGAGGCGGAGCGUGAAACAAGUGAUGAUGCGACGUUCUCAGGUGGAGUACUAAGGGCAGAGCGGGUCUUGAUGUGUCUUGAGAGCAACGAGGAACUUCUGAUGCGUAUCGCGGAGCAACAUAACUUGGUGCGGCUGGCUGUUUCUAUAUUGUCGUCCAGACAGCACCGGUAUGCGGAUGCGCUUCGCUUUGCCCUUGAGAAGGAUCAUGACAAUGGUGUGGCUGUAUGUUUUUUUGAGUGUACCAUGGAGGGGUACACGAUCUCGGAGGACGUGGAGCUUCCUGUUGAGCAGCGCCAAGAGGCGAAGCGGCAGCUGUGGAGUCACCUGUUGACCUUCACGGACGACUUUGUGGCGCUUCUUCGUAUGGACCCUGAACGGGUCCUUUCUGCGAUGCUGCUGUCGCUGCAGGAAAGUGGCCCCGAUUCCCCUUGGGGGGGAUACAUUGUCAAAGCUGCAGUGUGUCAAGCAGUUGUUUCUUCAGCUGAUGGGGGCCGAAGUCUCCUGUGGUACGCUGCACAGACCAUGGGAACUGGCACGACGAGCGUGGCCGCCGUAUUCUGUGGUACAUCAACUCUUUACUGGCAUCAUCCGUCUUGUGCUGAACGAGUCCUUGGUGCUCCCCCAUCUUCAACAGUUCUGCGAGCGUGCGUGUUCGCAUUUCAUUUAUGA